Molecule: messenger RNA, 1017 nt
Organism: Dermacentor silvarum
Lineage: Eukaryota; Metazoa; Arthropoda; Arachnida; Ixodida; Ixodidae
Product: solute carrier family 22 member 13-like
Exons: 1
Coding region: 1-1017 (338 amino acids)
Biological process (GO): transmembrane transport
Cellular component (GO): membrane
Molecular function (GO): transmembrane transporter activity
Source: RefSeq, a predicted model, not a curated record
AUGCGCCUGUUACAGGGAGCGGCUACCAGCACGCUCUUUAACACCAGCUUCGUGCUACUGAUCGAAGUUCUGGCACCGGAACGCCGCACACUGUACUCGAUAGCCGCGAUGAUGGGAAAGGUGUUCGGUGCAGUAAUUGCCGCCGUGAUGAUGUGGGCGAAGUUCAGUUGGUACACGCUGCAGCUGACUAGCAUGCUACCAUGCUUGCUGAUGUUGAGCACCUUUGCCGUCCUAUUGGAGUCUCCUCGAUGGCUGCUGGCGCGGGGCAACGUGGAAGAGGCGGAGACAGUUAUCAUGCAGGCAGCCACGCUGAAUGGCCAGAGCCUGUUCGAAGUGCGCCAGCAGUUGGCGCGCAGUCGGCGGGACGUCGAGCGAGGCCGCUUGGACACAGCCGCCGCGGACGUUCAUGGCGACUCGAAGCACGCACGAGGCCGCAAGCGCAACAGCGUCAUCCUCUGCUAUCUGUGGACGGUGACCGCGGUCGCGUCAGAGGCAGCCUCGCUGAAGAUCCACUACCUGGACUUGUACCCAGCGGCGCUGCUGGUGCUCUCCUCGCUGCUGUCAUUCCCGACCGAGUUGGUCGCCAUUGUGUCGGCAGCACGUCUGGGACGCAGCGCUUCGCUGACCUGGGCGCUGGGCCUUGCCGCUCUCGCCUGCUUCGUGGCCGCCACCCUCAGCGACGACAACACAGUUCCCAGCGCGGUGCUGCUGCUAGUGGCGAGCGUCAGCGUGGAUGCAUCGCAGGUCGUGGGCACACUGUACACGGCCGAGAUGUACCCUACGGUGGUGCGCUGCACGGGCCUGGCACUGUGCAAGUGCUUUUCGGCUGCCGCCAGCGUUGCCACGCCUCUGGCAGUCUACCUGGGACUUCUGCCAGUGUCUUCAUGGCCACUGGGCGUGGUGUCGCUAAUGUGCGUCACUGCAGCGUACCUGGCGAUGCGCUUGCCGGACACCAAAGAGUGCACUGUGCUGCCGGACCAGCUUUCGGACGCACCGUUCGACUCGACUCCGCAUUAA